Messenger RNA from Penicillium egyptiacum, 2310 nucleotides. The record is from the annotation of a GenBank genome assembly. Lineage: Eukaryota; Fungi; Ascomycota; Eurotiomycetes; Eurotiales; Aspergillaceae.
AUGCGGCUCAGAUCACGUUCUUGGGUGUUAGUCCUCAUCUUUACUCUCAAUAUCCUAGCCUGUGAAGCUGGAUGGGUUAGCAAGUUUCAAUGCGAUUCGUCUGAGUUACACGAGCCAUGGGAUACCCCAUUCCGAAUUGACAGCCUCCGUGGUAAAUUUGAGAGCCCGACAAUAUUCUCAUUGUCAAUACUGGCGAUCCACAACACGACACACUUUACAUGCAGCGAUCUCGACCUACCGUUGCUUGAGACUUCCUUUCGUUUCCAUGUCCUCGGUAUCCCAAUUGGGCAUAUAGAAAGCUUUAACAGCGAAUGCCCUCUACCAAUCACUGAGACCCUGACACCUCCGGAAGGCACACUUUUCUCAAAAUACGAGAUCUUGUAUUCUUUUGGAAAUGCCCAUCGGCUCCAAACUGUCUUUGCAGAAAUUAGUUUCAGGACACAAGAUGGCGCCCACCUUGAUUGUGCGGCAGCUAAGAUCACCCCGGAGAUCGGCAGAGCAGCCUCUGUGAUAUUCACAUAUCUCCCUGCUGUUGUUAUGGCCCUAGUUGGCGCCGCUUCAUGGAAGACGCAUGCAAAUGACGCACUAAGAUGGAUAUCGUUAUUUGAAAGCAGAGCCGCCUGGUCUAUUCUGGGCCCAAUGUGGGAAAUCAUUUCCGACCUAGCUGGCUAUUUACAGUAUCUGCAAUUCAUCUUUCUAGCUGGGUCGCUUACUUUGAAGUACCCUGGAUUCUAUCAACCGAUAGUUAGCCAAGCGGCUUGGUCUUCGCUUCUAUAUUGGAUGGGCCCUAUUGAUCAUGGUUUUACUUAUCCCGGGGUGGAAGAUGGCAUGUAUGUCACUAAUGGGUCUUACGGGCUCGAGUACAUGUCUCAAACGCUUGGUUUCCCCCAGAUGCCGGAUAUCACGAUUGAUUCAUUUAUCAACCUCUCAAUUCUCCUCUUCGCUGUCGUUGUCAUUUCUUUGAUCCUGUGUCUGAUAAUGUCACGAUUGAGUGGGGGUUUCCACCUGAGUUCAGUCACCUGGAACGUGGGUUGCAUUAUCAUCGGCAUGGCUCUGUCGUUCUCUAGUCUUCCUCUGCUAUCCUACUUGUCCUACGAGCUAGUUCUCAUUGGAUAUCUGCCUAACUACCGCAUCAUUCUAGUCGGAUUGUCGAUUGCAAUUCUUGUUUAUUCAAAUUUUCUCCUCACUCGCCAUGUUCAGCGUCAAAAGGAGCUCAACGAUAGCUCAUCUCCGGACGACUUCUCUCAGGGCGGCGGAUCAGCCGGAUCUCCAAUAAAGCCUGGGCAGUAUCUGUCGCAGUAUCUGCCAGCUGCAAUACCAUUGUUGCAAGGAAUUGUGAUAGGAGGAUUGCAAGACUGGGGCUUGGUGCAAGUCCUCCUGCUGAUGGGGACUGAAAUAAUUCUCCUCCUACAUAUGGCCACAUCACUUCGUGGCAGGCUCUUUGUGUCUAUAUCUGCUUGGUGCACUAUUGUCCGCCUUCUGACUAUUUGCCUAAGUAUCACUUUCGCAUGCUCAUCAAAUGAAACGACUAAACAAUGGGUCGGUUAUAUAAUGCUAUGUUUACAUGGCAUUAUGAUAAUUUUCGGUUUUCUUAUUUCUGCACUUUGGCAGCUGACUCAAGAUCUACCGGGGAACGUUGGGACUGUCCUAAAACCUCUAUCCAACCAAAGGAACAAGUCCAACACCGCGAGGUGUUCAUCUUCUGGCCACUUUAUGCCUGAUCCCGAGGACCGAACUAUGGGGAUUGUGUUGGAUAGGAUGGGAGAAAAUCGACAGAAAAGGGAAUUCACUGGACUAUUCAAUUCUGGUAGUUCAGAACCCUCAAGGAGAUCUGGUGUGCCUCUCAAUGCCUCCGUAAAUUCAACGAGUGCUUUCCCUUCACCAACCCACGAAAGAUAUCACAUCACAGAUUUCUCUGCCUUCUAUAGGCAACCACGACAUCGCUACAAGGAUCCACCGAAACGAUCAUCUGCUCUCAAUAACUCACAUGAAGAACCCGCUGAAAAUCCACGCAGUCAUUCUCAUCUAUCAAAUCCAUUUCAGGAUCCGUUGGACGAGCUUAUGGAAGUGCCUAUCAGACCCAACAUUGACUACUCUAUGAGAGAGUCCGAUUUAUUCUAUGGGAAAUUAGGCAACGGCUCCGCCUCGCCAGUACCAAUCCCGCAAGAGCCGCCAAAAGAAAGCCAAAAAAGUCGAAACCCCCUGCGCGAGUGGGCAGUCAGGGCUGUAGAGACAUUUAACCCUAAGAAGAAGAAGAAGAAGAAGAAGGAAAAGGGAUUUCAAGUGAUGAGACCGCCGCGACAGAAUUGA